AUGUCGUCACCGCAAAACAUAAAACAAAAAGUGUUCACGUGUUUAACUAAACUCUCCGAUCGCGAUACUCACUCCCUCGCCGCAGCCGAACUUGUGACAAUUGCUCGGAGUCUUGAUACAACAACCGUGCCGGUGUUUCUCUCUUGCUUAUACUCCACUGAUGCUUCCGAUAAAUCUCCGGUACGGAAGCAAUGUGUUCAGCUCUUUGGAUUACUCUCUGAGACACACGGUAACGCGCUUUCUCCUUAUCUUUCCAAGAUAAUCGCCAACAUCAUCCGCCGUCUCCGUGACACCGACACCUCGGUCCGAUCCGCAUGUGUGAAUUCCGUCUCCGCAUUGGCUUGCCACGUCACGAAGCAACCUUUUCUUUCCUUUCUGAAACCGUUAUCGGAGGCUCUAUUCACGGAGCAAGAACAGAACGCACAGAUUGGCGCUGCGCUUUGUCUAUCUUCGGCGAUCGACGGAGCUCCGGAUCCGGACUCGGCUAGGCUGGCCAAGCUGUUGCCGAAGUUUCAGAAGCUGCUUAAGCGUGAGGUGUUUAAGGCCAAACCGGCGCUGUUGACGCUGAUCGGAAGCGUGGUUGAAGCAGGUGGCGCGUCCGGUCACGUUUCCUUGAAGAAUUUGGUUCCGUGUUUGGUGGAAUCGUUGAGUAACGGCGAUUGGGCUGUGAGAAAGGCUGCGGGGGAGACGCUGAUGGUGUUGGCGAACGUCGAGAGAGAUUUCUUGUCGGAAUUCAAGUCUGAUUGUUUGAAAGUUUUCGAGAAUCGAAGAUUUGACAAGGUAAAAUUAGUUCGUGAAGUUAUGACUCAAAUGUUGGAAACGUGGAAGCAUAUUCCUGAUACUUCUGAUGAAUUUUCACCACCUCCUAAAUCGCAAUCUUCUUCAAAAGAGAAUGGAAGUGAUGGGGAUUAUCCUCCAGUUUCGCAAAGUUCGUGUAACCCUGGUUCAGUAAUGGCGAAUCUGCGGAGGAAAUCAGCUCCUGUUAGCCAAUUCAGUCCACCAGAUAGUUCUGCUGCUAGCAAUGGCAAGAAUGUGAGUGCUUUAAGUAGUAGCAAGAGAAGGAGUUCCGGUGUUUCGCGAAAAUUAAGCAAUCAGAAUUGGGAUGUUCAAGUGUCCAUGACUGAUCAGGGUGAUCUUCUGGAGAGGGAUGAAAACAAAACUUCUUUGGAAACAAGCAAAAGUGGUAAAAGCAGAUUCCUAAGGCCAGAAAUGAAUCGGGCACUGUUAAAUAAAAAUUCUGAUGAUAGAAUAAAAAAGCACAGUGGCUCCAAAGCUGGAUCUCGUGUAGUUCCAUAUCAUGAUGAGAUUCAAAACUCAGCUCCUGUGAGUAAUAUCGCCAAAGAUCUUUUCAAGAAGGACAAAGAAAGUGAAGAAUUAUCUUUGAUCCGUAACCAAUUACACCAAAUUGAGAAGCAACAGUCCAGUCUACUUGAUCUUCUGCAGAAAUUUAUGGGAAGCUCACAAAAUGGAAUGCAAUCUUUAGAGACCCGUGUACAUGGCCUUGAGUUGGCACUGGAUGAUAUCUCUUAUGAUUUGGCUGUAUCAAAUGGAAGGAUAACUAAUUCUAAUGUCCCUCGUAAUACAUGUUGCUUGCUACCUGGAGCAGAAUUUUUUAGCUCCAAAUUCUGGAAAAGAACACAGGGCCAGUAUUCAUCCCCGUUGCUCUCUAGACGCAAUGCUGCUCCAUCACUUGCUUCCAUGCACUACCCAGCUGGCAGAAAUGCUGAGACUAACUUUACGAGCCAAAGAUUGAGGCUUGAUGGAGGAUUCAUCACUAAUCCUCUGGCAGCGGUACACACUAAUUCAAGGGAUUUUGCUUGA
Vicia faba (fava bean) is the source of this 1821-nucleotide messenger RNA. The record is from the annotation of a GenBank genome assembly. Lineage: Eukaryota; Viridiplantae; Streptophyta; Magnoliopsida; Fabales; Fabaceae.